AUGGGGUGUGCAACUGCAAUACUUAUUGCAUGGGUCUGUUUAAAUGUGUCAACAAAAUUAAGUGCACAACACGUUCAUCCAUCUUCUCCUCCUCCAGCAGCUCCUCCUCCCAUUGUUUCCUUGUUUCCCUUGCCACCAAAGAAGCAUAAGCAAUUACAGUGGUCACUACCUCCGGUUGCUGAGCCAAUAGUUCCCUAUUUUCCUUUUGUGUAUAUACCAUCUCCAUCUGUGAAGCCUUAUGAACACACAUCACCACCACCACCAUCUCCGGUUGCCGUUGCGGAGCCAAUAGUUCCCUAUUUCCCUUUUGUAUAUAUACCAUCUCCAUCUGUGAGACCUUAUGAACACACAUCACCACCACCACCAUCUCCGGUUGCUGUUGCCGAACCGAUAGUUCCAUAUUUUCCUUUCACAUUUACACCAUCCCCAUCGGAGGAACCUUAUGAACAUACACCACCGCCGCCCUCUGCAAAAUGCCCCUAUCGUUCUCCACUCAACCACCUUCCCCCGGGGGUCUUACUAAGGGAGAAGCCGCCAUGGCCACCCAAUUUCACAGUUAAAACCGCUCCACCUCCUUUUUGA
This is a messenger RNA of Momordica charantia (bitter melon), 582 nucleotides long. Lineage: Eukaryota; Viridiplantae; Streptophyta; Magnoliopsida; Cucurbitales; Cucurbitaceae. The record is from RefSeq and is a predicted model, not a curated record.